GUCGGUAUCAUGGCAACAUCUAAGUCUUCCUGACGAAGUACUUUGACGUCUCCGUUUGUUAUUUCAUCUUGCGAUGGCGGUCUCUCUCCUCUCACUCUCAAGUACUGCUCCUGUAGGCGUUUUGAAGCAGCUUUUUUUUCUUUCACUUUGCAAUGCUCAAUAUUGGUGGGAACCUUUUGUCGUCCAUGAUUCCCAUCCUACUUCAUGUACCUGGUAUCCAUUGGUCUCCAUCGGUUACUGUUCAGACCGACAUCUCAACAUUUUCUGCUCUGUUCUACGUGUAAUUUGCAGUAUAUAUGUCAGUUCUUCUUGGAAUACUAUCGUGUGCAUAACGACUGUUGCAAUUGCAAUUUAUGAAUUCUUCGUUCUGCCUGCUCGGCUGGUGCCGUCAAGACGCGUUAUGGGUCCAGACGCGCACCCUCACAGUACUUUUGCAGUACUUUCUACCACGUCGCGUUUGUAUCCCUCUACCAUCUUUCCUCAGGCUGUGCCUGUCUCUUCUUUCCUUUCGGACCUGCUUUAAACGGAUUCCAACUUUUGAUAGUACCAAUAACCCGCUAUGGAUGAUCAUGAACAAAGCUACGAAACUGGUCCGAUCUUCGACGCUCUUGAUAUCGACUUAGUGGUCAAAGUACUGUCUCACACUGCGUUCAGUCCUUUCUUUACCUUCUUCAUUCCAGUCUUCUACUAUUUCCAAGGAGCUCGCUGGCCGGACUCCGUCAUAGUGCUAUCUGCUGGUUUUUGUGCUGCCACCUCCCUUUUCUGGUUCGUGAAAUGGUAUUCGAGGUUGUUUCGCAACCAAGGUAGCUUGUUGUUUGGUCCAGGGCCAUUUGAUUGGGGAGAGCAGAUUGUGGUCAUCACUGGAGGUUCAUCUGGCAUUGGUGAACUUAUCGCGAAUACCCUCGCUGUCCGAAACGUGACUGUCGUCGUGCUGGAUGUCAACCCCAUAGUCACAGAGAAUUAUAAUAUCACUUACUACAAAUGCGAUGUAUCCCAGUGGGAGGAGGUUGAAGCCAUCUCCAAACAGAUUGUUGAGGAGCUCGGGCAUCCUACUGUCCUCAUCAACAAUGCGGGGGUUGUCCAGGGCAAGCUUCUCUUGGACCUCACACCUGAGGAUAUUCAACAGACUCUUUCCGUCAAUACGCUUGCGCACUUCUGGACUCUCAAAGCUUUCCUCCCCGAGAUGAUAAAGAACAAGACUGGUCACAUUAUCAACAUGUCCUCUGUGGCUGGCAUGGUUGGAAUGGCUAAAAUGAUUGACUACAAUGCUUCCAAGGCGGCACUGAUCUCCCUCCAUGAAUCCCUGCGUUACGAACUCGAUCAUCAAUACAACGCGCCUGGCGUCCGCACAACCUUGCUUAUCGCUGGCCAUAUCCUCACACCUCUUUUCUCCACUGUCCGGCUUUCACAAUCCAGGUUGUACAAGUUCUUCGUACCUAGUCUGGCUCCGAUCACGAUAGCGAAGGCAGUCAUAGCCGCUUUGGACGAACAACAUUCCAGGGUAAUUUACUUGCCUUUCUACGCUCACUUCGUUCCCUACUUGUGGGUUAUGCCAAGCUUUAUCAGGGAUUUUGCACAAUGGUUAUCAGGAUGUGAUUACGCGAUGGACGACUUCGUCAAGGUUUCAGGUAGGCGACCUGAAGAAGGUCCUGUGCCCGAGAUUCGCAAUGAUACUAAGAAUGACUAGUGUGAUGAUUCGGAGCAGUUGUCCAGCACGUCCUCGCUCGCUUGGUUGCUUACUAUGUGAUUUAUCGGCCGCUGAGCGCAUACUACGCUUUGGGGCAUCCCGUUAGGAUGGCGGUCGGUAUACUCCAAUAACGUUAUUGACGUCAU
Messenger RNA from Somion occarium, 1833 nucleotides. The record is from the annotation of a GenBank genome assembly. NCBI's taxonomy places the organism in Eukaryota, Fungi, Basidiomycota, Agaricomycetes, Polyporales, Cerrenaceae.